CCUGAAUAAUGCAGAUAUGUUGGAAAAUAAAAAAUUAACAAACAUCACUCAGUCGCCGACCUACCAAAUGAUACAUGACGAAGAAUGGAAAAGAGGGAAAGUGGAAGAACAUGGUCCUUUAGAAGAACAUGUCUACAAUGUUGUUCCUCACGGCGGUAAUUCUUAUAGACACGAAAUCCACCAAUCAGAAAGCUUUAAAUCUAUCAUGCAUGACUUGAAGGGAAUAUCUGAUAUGUGAUAGGGAACAGUUUCCUCUGUCUUACGGAAAAAAAUAUCAAAAAUAAGAAGAAAAAUCAGAAGUAAGACAAAAAUUAAAACGUGCCAAUUCAAAUGGUAAAUAUGGUGUAUAAUUUUGUAUAAUUUGAAAUGUAUUUAUAUAUUUAUUGAUUUUAAGUUCCAGUAUAUAAAUAAAACGUAUUUAAUAUACAACAUACCAUAACCAUGUGGUUAAAUAUUAUGGUGGUUUUUCCUCCCAUGUAGAUGGUUAAGUAAUUUUUAUUAAAGUCAAAAUUAUUAGUCAAACUAUUAAUUUUAAUUACUACAAGCAAUAGCCAGUGUUCGUUAAAUAGUAUGUGGUUUUCUAUCCCGUUGUAGAUGGUUCAGUAAUUUUCAUUGAAGUCAAAACCAUUAGUAGAACCAUUAAUUUAAAUUACUAUAAGCAAUAACCAGUUUUGGUUAAAUAUCUUGGUGUUUAUUUCCUUCCCUGUAGGUGUUUAAGUAAUUUUUUUAAUAAAGUCAAAACCAUUAGCAUUUGAUCUAAAAUAAAACACAUGAUAUAUCCUAUAUGAUUUCCUAUUUUAAAAUCUAAAAUUUUCCAUACUAUUUUAAAGAAGAAAAAAAAUUCCACUGGUACAGUAAAAAGAAAACUUAAAAGACAAAUUACUUAUAAAUGAUAAUAAACAAGCAUUUAUUAAAUAAUCUUCGAGAAAUAAAUUUUGGGCAAAGAUAAACCUAGCUCAUUGCUCUAUUUCUGUAACAGAAUUGUUUCAUAGUAAUUUUAAGAACAUAAAUGGAAAAGGACUUUAAAAAUAUAAAGAAUUAAUCCUUAGGAAAUAAAGAGUUUCCCUCAGGUACAACUGUCACUUUAAUUACUAAAAACUCUAAAUGUUACAGUUUUUAUACAUUAAUGUUUAGCAACCAUUUUAUUCAGAGAUUUCCAUGCAAACCAUAAGUAUACAAACCAUAGGUUUUGUCUUGUAAAUUUAUAGUGGUUGUGCCUGUUUCUUAAAUCAUUGAAAGAAACCUGAGAGCAAUGGGUUAAAAAAAAAAUGCAACAAAAAUUUAUAAAAACCAGUUUCUCUUUAAGUUUAAACUCCAGAAUAUAAAGAAAUCAAACAAGCUUAUGAUUUGAAAUGUCAUUAAACUACAGUAACCUUCAGCAUAGAUAAUAAAAAACAUUUUUAUCAUUAUUUUAAAUCCAGAUAUUUUAUCAUCGUUUUCGUCCUAAUGAAGUAAAAUAUUUAUUUUAUCACACUUUGCUGUAUCCAUGUCAAUAGUAGAUACAUAAAAGAACCAAAAUUCAACAAAAAUUUUGUAUUAUAGCCCUAACAUUAAAAACUAUGUCCAAAUGCCUUAUGCUCAAAAAUUACCUUUCAAAAACAAAACAUAUAAGCUUUUAUUGUUUACUACAAUCAAUGUUAUGAUUGAAAGAAAUAAUGUUACGUGACAUUUUUUUUACGCUUAACUUGAAAAGGAAGUAAAGUUCACACACUAUAACAGGAUAUUUAACUUUGAUAGAAAGCAAAACUUUCCGAAAGUAAUAAUGCUAUGAAAAAAUAUUUUUACACAAAGAAAUGAACUACACUAUUGUAGUCAACAAUGCCUGAAUGUUGCAUUCUAGUAAUCUAUAGUUUUUUUUAUUAAAUGACUGCACUAAAAAAUGAAAUUAUCACUGCAACAGUUGAUAAAUGGUGAUAUACAUUUAAGUUUUGAAUUGUGUUUUAUUUUUAUAGUUGCGACUUAUAAUGGGUUGUUCUCUUAUAAAUAUAUCUAUUAUGUACAGCUAUCUAUUUGAAUAAAAUUUAAAAAAACUCA
This is a messenger RNA of Parasteatoda tepidariorum (common house spider), 2034 nucleotides long. RefSeq names its product PDZ and LIM domain protein 3-like. Gene Ontology annotation, biological process: muscle structure development; actin cytoskeleton organization. Lineage: Eukaryota; Metazoa; Arthropoda; Arachnida; Araneae; Theridiidae. Gene Ontology annotation, molecular function: actin binding; muscle alpha-actinin binding. The record is from RefSeq and is a predicted model, not a curated record. Gene Ontology annotation, cellular component: filamentous actin; adherens junction; Z disc.